GUGAGGUGGCUCACUCACUAACGGGGGACCGCUAUGGCCUUGCUGAAGGAACUUGUCAGAGCCCGGAAUCUGCUUCUAGUUGUCCUCGUCCCGCUCCUGUUCCUGCCUCUGCCGCUCCUCUACCCUAACAGUGAGGCCGCGUGCGCCUAUGUGCUGAUCGUCACGGCCGUGUACUGGGUGUCGGAGGCCGUCCCGCUGGGAGCUGCGGCCCUGGUCCCGGCCUUCCUCUACCCGCUCUUCGGAGUCCUCAGAUCCAGCGAGGUGGCCGCCGAGUAUUUCAAGAACACUACCCUGCUCUUGGUUGGGGUCAUCUGCGUGGCUGCAGCGGUGGAGAAGUGGAACUUGCACAAACGUCUGGCUCUGCGCAUGGUCAUCCUGGCUGGGGCCAAGCCUGGCAUGCUGCUGCUGUGCUUCAUGGGCUGCACUGCCCUCCUGUCAUCCUGGCUCUCCAAUACCUCCACCACCGCCAUGGUGAUGCCCAUCGCUGAGGCCGUGCUGCAGGAGUUGUUCAAUGCUGACGAAGAGCCAGAGGCCCCGGACCCCUCGGGCCCCCCUCUCAGCGAAGACGUGGAACCCAAGGGUCUGAGUGAGAAGAAUGGCCAGCCAUCUCUGGAGCUGAUUUUUGUCAAUGAAGACUCUUCAGCCCCAGGCUUCCCUUCUCAGGUGAAGAACAAGGCCCGGCCGGACGUCCUUUCCCCGCUGGGCCCGAAGUACAGGUCGCAGCACCAUCACAUGGUCUGCAAGUGCCUGUCCCUGAGCAUCUCCUACGCGGCCACCAUCGGCGGGCUGACCACCAUCAUCGGGACUUCCACCAGCCUCAUCUUCCUGGAGCACUUCAACAACCAGUACCCGGCCUCGGAGGUGGUCAACUUCGGCACCUGGUUCCUGUUCAGCUUCCCCAUCUCCCUCGUCCUGUUGGGGCUGAGCUGGCUCUGGCUGCACUGUCUGUUCCUGGGGUGCAAUUUCAAGGAGACCUGCUCUCUGAGCAAGGAAAAGAAGACCAAGAGCGAAGAGCUGUCAGAGAGGAGGAUCCGUGAAGAAUAUGAAAAGAUGGGACCCAUCAGCUACCCCGAGAUGGUGACUGGCUUUUUCUUCAUCCUGAUGACCCUGCUCUGGUUCACCCGGGAGCCGGGCUUUGUGCCCGGCUGGGAUUCUUUCUUUGAAAAGAAAGGCUACCGCACCGAUGCCACCGUCUCCGUCUUCCUCGGCUUCCUCCUCUUCCUCAUCCCGGCCAAGAAGCCCCGCUUAGGCAAAGAGAAAGGGGAGAAUGGAGAAAGCACUCCGUCCGGGAGCUCGACGGAGCCGAUACUCACCUGGAAGGACUUCCAGAAGACAAUGCCGUGGGAGAUCGUGGUUCUGGUGGGAGGCGGCUACGCCUUGGCCGCUGGAAGCAAGACCUCCGGCCUCUCCCUGUGGAUCGGGCGCCAGAUGCUGUCCUUGAGUAGCCUCCCGCCCUGGGCGGUCACCCUGCUGGCGUGCAUCCUGGUCUCUAUGGUAACGGAGUUUGUGAGCAACCCAGCCACCAUCACCAUUUUCCUGCCGAUCCUGUGCAGUCUGUCGGAAACCCUCCGCAUCAACCCGCUCUACACGCUGAUUCCCGUCACCAUGUGCAUCUCCUUCGCCGUCAUGCUGCCCGUGGGCAACCCCCCCAAUGCCAUCGUCUUCAGCUACGGCCACUGCCAGAUCAAAGACAUGGUGAAAGCUGGCUUGGGAGUCAACGUGAUCGGGCUUGCGGUAGUGAUGGUGGCUAUCAACACUUGGGGAGUCAGGCUCUUCCACUUGGAUGUCUUCCCCGGCUGGGCCGAGGCCGGCAACGUCACCGACCGGGCCUGACCGGCCCGGAGCAGCGGUCCGGCCCUCCAGCUGGCCGGGCCACCGCCGGAACCCCGGGGUCUGACGCCAGAAAGCCCAGCCCCGAGCCCCCCAUCUCCGGACCCUCUUUCUCCUCCAGCCCCUGAAGGGGAAGGGGGAGUCCUGCAGCAACGGAGAGACGGAGUUUGGCCUUUCCGGCUGCAUCCCGGUCACCAAUGGGGCUGAACCAUUCAGGAAGCAGUCGGACUGCAGAGAGAAACCUCAGAUGUCCUCCAUCGGCAGAGGGUGAAGCGUCCUCUUGGGCGGAGAGUACCUUCCACGCCCGACUUAGAGCCUAAAGUGCGAUUCUGGGUUCUCCAAACAC
Molecule: messenger RNA, 2176 nt
Organism: Tachyglossus aculeatus (Australian echidna)
Lineage: Eukaryota; Metazoa; Chordata; Mammalia; Monotremata; Tachyglossidae
Gene: SLC13A4
Product: solute carrier family 13 member 4
Exons: 15
Coding region: 34-1833 (599 amino acids)
Biological process (GO): monoatomic anion transmembrane transport
Cellular component (GO): membrane
Molecular function (GO): transmembrane transporter activity
Source: RefSeq, a predicted model, not a curated record